AAGACUAGACUAGACCACUCCAGGGGCUUUCAUACUGAAACAUGUGAUUACUCGAGAUUAAUUUCGGAAAAUUGUGCGAUGAAUUAGUUAAAACAAAAUUAAUCGCUUGACAGAAAUAAAAAUAAUACUUUCGGCAUCGCAAGACCUCCACAUCAUUGAGCAACUUCAUAUUCAGAUAAAUUAUUUUUCUUCAUUACCUUCCUCAUUUUCCUUUUUUUCUGAUCAUGCAGUGAUUGGGAUCUCAAGUGCGGCUACUCCAAAAUGUGCGCUCAAUUCUACGUUGAUUGGGAUGCAGGAAAGGAAAUAUGCUUGGAUUCAUGCGUCCGCACAGAUUCAUACAUCUGGAUAUUUUUGUGCUUAACGACGUUUUCUGGAUUUGAGCAUACGACAGUGAAAUAUGCAGAUUACUUUUAUUUUGAAAUGCAACAUCAGAUUUGGAUGGGACCUCUUUUGGUGGAGACCUGGGGUAGUCUAGUGUCACCCAGAACUGGACUGGUGUUGCGAUACCGCAAUAAGUUUUUAAAAUGUUUUUUUUCAAAAUCAGGGGUAAUGACAGCGAAACAUGCAGAUUUCAGAGGACUUUUAUUUUGAAAUACAAUAUCAGCUCUUCAACAAACCUAUUGUAGUCGAGUCCUUGGUUGGUUUAAUGUCCCACAGAUCUGGACUGGUGUUGUGAUACUAAUGGGAUUAUUUUUUAUAAUUUUUUUGGAAGGAAAAAAAAAGGUGUACCUGCAAUCAUGUAUGGAGACUCUUUUUUUAAAUGCAUCUAAUUAACCUCGUAAUGCCGAGUAUUAGUCAAAUUAGAGGUGGCUGGCUUGACUUCUUUACGAGUGGAAGAUCGCAGUUCUGCAUCGACAUGGAAUUACUAACACUUUUGUUCGUCUGUCUGCUACAUACACACCAGGCGCAAGGAGGGAAAUAGAGCUGCUGCACGUAACUGCCCACGAGAGAACGCACUUCACGUGUGUUUUGAGCUGCACCGCUUCCGGACAAAAUCUUCCACCAAUGGUGAUUUUUAAGCAGACGACUAUGCCAAAAGAAAAACUCCCAAAAGGCGUAGUCGUUAAAGUUAACAAAAAGGGUGGAUGACAGAAAGCUUAAUGAUGAGAAUGACUGACGGAGUGUUACAGUUGGCGUCCGGGAGGAGUUUUUGCCGCAUGCGACGAUCAUCCUUUUCUGAGGUCUGUCAGUGGAUCUUAAAAGCGUGGAGCAGUGUGAAAGAAUCUACGAUCACCAACGGAUUUCGAAAGGCUUGGACUGCUACGUGAGGAGAACAGCACGACUUCAGCGGUAACUGUGUCUCGAGAUGCAAAUGACAUUGAGAGCGACAGAGAGACUGAAAUGGUGUGUGACGGAGACGUUUUGAGGCUCUUCAACUCCGACACUGAAGAAGACGACUUCAGUGGUUUCAGUGAACAGGAGGAGGAUGAACAAAAACAAUGAGCCGUUAUGUUUGAGCCGUUUUACUGCCGUGUUACAUGCACUGUUUGGAAACAAGGGAGUGGAGCAGAGACCAAGUUUGUGAUGCUGGGAACUGAUCUAAGUUUGGACGUGAAGGAACUUGUCACGUUUACUGUGGAUAACGACCAAUUCUUCUGGAAGUUCAAUCAAACGUCCAGCAUUUUAAGAUCAGAUAAAUCAUUUGAAACAAAAAUAUUUCAAAAUUACACAAAAAGAGUCACGUUAUUAAGAAACUUUACCUUGAUAUUAAGAACGGUACAAGCGCUGGACAAUGGACGUUACACUGCAGUGCUUAGCGGUGGUAACGAGCUGACAUAUGCUGAAUACAACGUUCAAGUUAAAGCCGGGGCAUCUCCUGUCAAGGUGAAGGUGGUGUCGGUGUGGGCCGACUCGGACUCCUGUAAUCUGACGGUGACCUGCAGUACCGACACCACACAACUCAAUGCAAUUUUUGAAUGCCGCCAUGAUGUCUGCGAUCAGCGCGGAGACAGACUGUCAAAGGCAGAUGGGCGUCUCAAGGCCUUCUUCUUCAAUUCUUCUAUUGUGUGUGAGCACAGCAACGAGGUUAGCCAGAAUAAGGAGGAAAAGGACGUUCAACAUAUCUGCUCUCAACUUGGCGCAUCCAAUGGAAGCUCAAUAGCCCCCUGGAUCUGGAUACUACUCUGUUCAGUACUUGUUGGCAUUUUCCUUGUUCUUAUUAUUAUUUUUUUAAGAAAAAGACAAAGACUGGCAACCAGGCAAACAGAAUGUGGAGUUCUUCGGGUAAAUCCUCAAAUCCUACAAUCUGCCAAAAGGCAUAGUAGCCGAAAAAUAGUUAAACAUUUUCAUUUAAUUUGCUUGCAGGAGAUCAACCCGAUACAAAAUGUGAAUGCCAUUCACGUUUGUAAUGACGGCAAUCUUUCUGAGACCACCACCUACUCUUUGGUGGGAUAUCACACAAGACUACAUACGUUCUCAGAGCUGCAAAACCCAGAAGACACUGGAACAGGAUCAUGCUAGUCCCCGCCCACAAUAGUAACCCAUUUUUGGCAUUGUAAUGAUGCAGACUUCAUGUUUAUGCAUUUCUUUGUCUUAUGUCUGUAGUCAUUCGUCUUAUGUCUGUAGUCAUUCAGGUCAUGGUAAUCCCCGAAAGUCAAAUGAAGGCAGCUAGACUCUUCUUUUGGGGAAAACAUUUCACUUUUAAUGCAAAAGGCUUCUUCAGUUCUAAAUUGUAAGUGUGGAGUAGUACAGCAGAGCAAUCUUACAAAUUAUGACAUACGCACCAAAUUUGGCACAGGUACUCCUUCGACAUUACUCUUGAAAAAAAACAUAGGCCACUUGAAAUUCAAUUUGGCUGCUGAUUUUCAAGAUGGACACGAUAUCUGGUACACAAAUGUUACAUUUUGCAAUAAAUAUGCACAGACUUGCCCAAUAGGGAUGAUUCUGGCAUCACACUAUACAUUUUUGUACAUUUAUAGAUUCCAAUUCCGGGACUCUAUAAAUCCCUCAGUAGCUUAAUUUUGCUUUAUUUUGGCCCUAGAUAAAAAUUAAUCCACAAAGAUUACUUUAGUUUGCGUGUUUGUACAGACUGUAGCAAUAUAGUUAGGGGUGUAGGGCGUUGGAGGAAAGGUAGUAGCUUUGUUUCAGCAGUCGGCCACAUUCUCUGAAUGGACUCCUGGCAGCGGUCCUCACUGCUUACCUACAGUAACUCUCACCUGCGGCGAGUGUACGGCAACAGCCACACCCCAGUACGGGCUAAAUUACGUGAGGGUAGCACACAGAGGGUCUCUUUGUGUGCCUGCUGCGGAAGUGCAGAGACAGGGAGACAGGAGCGAUAUGGGCACUCUCUUCUAGGCCAGACACUUGUGCAUGUGUCUGACACUUUCAAAUUAAAGACCCUGUAAAGUGAAUUCAGAGACUUGUCUUUUUCUGAUAGAAUAAUUAAGGAACCAAUCUUGUCUUUAUGUUUUUUUUUUAAAUACAAAACGCUAUUUACAUGGGCACGGUGGGCGACUGGUUAGAGCGCCUGCCUCACAGUUCUGAGGACCAGGGUUCAAUCCCCGGUCCCGCCUGUGUGGAGUUUUCAUGUUCUCCCCGUGCCUGCGUGGGUUUUCUCCGGGCACUCCGGUUUCCUCCCACAUCCCAAAAACAUGCAUUAAUUGGAGACUCUAAAUUGCCCAUAGGUGUGACUGUGAGUUGUAAAUCAUUUCCCUGAGAUUUCCGGUACGACUUCCGGCUAGGGGAUUUCCGGCUUCUGAUGGUACCGUUUCCGGUAUGAUUUCCAGUCGGGGAGAUUUCCGGUGGGCGAUUUCCGGCCCGAUUUCCGGUCCCAUUUCCAGAGACGUCAAAUCCGAUACCGUGAACACUUCUGGCCUAAGGUCAUAAAAUCAUCACCUGUAUAAUUUUGACAUUGAGUGGAGAUUACAACUCUCUCAUAUCCUGACAUUUCUCCCCCAAAGAUUGUCUUAUUCCAUAUGAAAAAGGGCCAUUAAGGAGCUGUUUUGCCACCAGGCAGGUGAGCGACCCGUUGGAAUCUAGGACGGUUGUACACACUUGGCAACAACAACUCUCAUGUGACAACCCCUCAGUGGAAACAUAGUAAAUUGGAGCACUCUAUACCUACGUUUGAAAACUAGAAGAGUCCAGUUGCCUCAAAUGAACUUUUGCAGAACUCCAUCCAUCCAUCCAUCCAUUUUCUGAGCCGCUUCUCCUCACUAGGGUCGCGGGCGUGCUGGAGCCUAUCCCAGCUGUCAUCGGGCAGGAGGCGGGGUACACCCUGAACUGGUUGCCAGCCAAUCGCAGGGCACAUCGAAACAAAUAACCAUUCACACUCACAGUCAUGCCUACGGGCAAUUUAGAGUCUCCAAUAAAUGCAUGUUUUUGGGAUGUGGGAGGAAA
Phyllopteryx taeniolatus (common seadragon) is the source of this 4338-nucleotide messenger RNA. RefSeq lists its product as uncharacterized. Bases 1450 to 2460 code for a protein of 336 amino acids. The record is from RefSeq and is a predicted model, not a curated record. Lineage: Eukaryota; Metazoa; Chordata; Actinopteri; Syngnathiformes; Syngnathidae. The transcript is spliced from 6 exons.